CCUAGCACUGAGGUUUUUAGCAGGGCAGGACACGCUGACGCUCGCUCGCAAGGGUUAAGCUGGACAGCCACAAUAAGUAUGACAUCCCCCGUCGCUGUUAUCCUUGUCACAAGUCACUCGGUUCUGUCGAGAAGCUGGGGUUUUCCACCCGGAGUACGCGCUUGCUCCUUGAGCAAAGGCCUUGAAUAGGGGCAUCGCUGCUGUCAAGGAAGAUGCUGUGGAAAUGCUGGCCAGCUAUGGGCUGGCAUACUCCCUGAUGAAGUUCUUCACAGGUCCAAUGAGUGACUUCAAAAAUGUAGGUCUGGUGUUCGUGAACAGCAAGCGAGACAGGACCAAAGCAGUUUUGUGCAUGGUUGUGGCUGGAGCCGUAGCUGCUAUAUUUCAUACCUUAAUAGCGUAUAGCGAUUUGGGGUAUUACAUUAUUAAUAAGCUACACCAUGUGGAUGAAUCAGUGGGAAGUAAAACUCGGAGGGCCUUCCUUUAUCUAGCUGCCUUCCCCUUUAUGGAUGCCAUGGCUUGGACCCAUGCUGGCAUUCUGCUGAAACACAAAUACAGCUUCCUAGUGGGAUGUGCCUCCAUCUCAGAUGUCAUAGCUCAGGUCGUUUUUGUAGCCAUUUUGCUUCACAGUCACUUGGAGUGCAGGGAGCCUCUUCUGAUCCCAAUCUUGUCUCUAUACAUGGGAGCACUUGUCCGAUGUACCACGUUAUGCCUCGGUUACUACAGGAACAUACAUGACGUCAUUCCUGACAGAAGUGGGCCUGAGAUGGGGGGAGAGGCUACAAUAAGGAAGAUGCUGAGUUUCUGGUGGCCUUUGGCGUUAAUUUUGGCAACUCAGCGAAUAAGUAGGCCCAUCGUCAACCUUUUUGUCUCCCGGGACCUAGGUGGCAGUUCUUCAGCCACAGAGGCAGUGGCAAUCCUGACAGCUACGUAUCCUGUGGGACACAUGCCGUAUGGCUGGCUGACAGAAAUUAGAGCAGUAUACCCUGCUUUUGACAAGAAUAACCCCAGCAAUAAAUUGGUGAACACUAACAGCACCGUCACAGCGACACAUAUCAAGAAGUUCACUUUUGUCUGCAUGGCGUUGUCCUUAACGCUCUGUUUUGUGAUGUUUUGGACGCCAAACGUCUCAGAGAAGAUUUUAGUUGACAUAAUUGGAGUAGACUUUGCUUUCGCAGAGCUGUGUGUUGUCCCGUUGCGCAUCUUCUCUUUCUUCCCAGUUCCAGUGACGGUCAGAGCACACUUGACUGGUUGGCUGAUGACUCUAAAGAAGACAUUUGUGUUGGCACCCAGCUCAGUGCUGCGGAUCAUUGUCCUCAUCGCUAGUCUCAUUGUUCUGCCUUACUUGGGAGUUCAUGGAGCCACUCUUGGAGUAGGAUCCCUUCUAGCUGGUUUUGUAGGAGAAUCCACCAUGGUUGCAAUAGCAGCCUGUUACGUCUAUCGGAAACAGAAAAAGAAGCGGAAUGAGAAUGAAGCAGCUACGGAAGGUGAAGACUCUGCCAUGACCGACAUGCCUCACACGGAGGAAAUGACGGACAUCGUAGAAAUGAGAGAAGAGAAUGAAUAAUAGAUGGGAUGCAAUUGUUCUCUGCAGGAACAAUUGGAAUGACACUUCAACAUCUUGUCUUCUCUCAUUUUUUUUUUUGGUUGUUUUUAUUUUUGUAAUAAAGAGGCCUUGAUUUAAAAGGUUUCAGAUAAAUUCUCUAGCAUACUGAGUAUGCUCACACUGAUGAGGGGCCUAAAAAGAGGUCUUGGCUUUUUCUUUUUCAAUUGAAUUAGUUUUCUCACCCCCGUGCAAACAUAAAAGAUACAACUGCAUCGCUGUAGCGUCUUCCUUACUUAUGCAUCCACCUUCUCUGGACAAUCUGCAUUUGUCAACCAAAGCUCUGCUCUGUGUGUACGUGCGUGUGUGUGCGCACACGCCACUGACUCAAUGCUACUACCAUAACCCUAUUCCCUCCCCUCUUUCCUUUUCCUUCCUCUUUUUUUUUUUUUUUAAAUGAGAAAUGUUAAGGACAAGAAGCUUGGAAAACACAGCUUUAUUUUACUUGUUUGAAAAGGACUUUGCUACCUAAAUUAAUGUACUGUGGUGUACUAUGUCAUUUUGUUUGGCCUCAUCACCAGGGCUUAUACUGCACAGUGUAUAAAAGAGGGAGGAACUUGUAAGUCUGCAUGUGGCAAGUGGAGAAAUACAGGUUCCUCUCCCCUGUAACAACAUGUGUGCAUGUAUGUACACACACACACACACACACACACAUACAUAUAUAUAUAUAUAUAUAUUUAUAUAUAUAUGCAUACAAUAAAAUACACACAGGACAAGAAAUCUAUUUAGCUUUCAUUCCAUCACUGAAGAUAGGAAACGUUUGAAAAAUUAUAAGUGUUUAAUUCAGAAUUUUCUUGGCUACCUAAUCUUCACCUUAUGUAUCUUUUUCUUCAGAAAAAAAGCAUGCACUUUCCUCUUGUGAGGAGGGUGAUGGCAACCAGUAGAAUAGCUUGACUGUGUUUGAAUUAAAAAAAAAAAGAAUUGACAAACUUUACCAAAGUUCUUGUCCACUAUUCUGAUUUAACUUUAAUUUUUAAAGGAUGAUUUGCUUGAUACUUAUUUCUGCUGCCUAUAUUUUUAAAAAAAAAAACAUAACUUUAGCAGGAUGCCAUGGUAUAGCACAUUACUAUGUGUAGGUCCAUGAAAUUUUAAACACACAUGCGCACGAGCACACACACGUUUUGCUACAAUAUGUUUCCCAGUGCAGUAUAUCAAAACCCAUAUGAUGAAUCUCCGGUACUGAUGGUCAUCGAAGGCCUAAAUUAGGGUCCUUGAUCAUACGUUAGCACUCAAGAGAACAGUUUCUUGGAAGUUCAAACACUGCUCCAAUCAGCAAAAGUGCUGUACUCGGAGAACAAGGCAGGCACUUUGUGGUUUAAGCGGGCCUUAAAUUAACAUAGCGCAUGGGGUUGUAAGGGGAAUUUGCAUCACAUUGAAAUGACGCCUAUAUAAGAGGUUACCAAAUCAGAGAUGGUUUGGGUGCUACCAAUAACAGCUGCAACAGCAGCUACUACUUCUGUGUUGUUCUGUGAGUGGCUGCGGGGCAGCGUUUACGUUACCAGGCUGUAGCAGCUUGGGCUCUCGUAGAUGUAGUCGUGCCAGAGUUUGGGAGCCGUUAUCCUACAUGCUAUAUCCAGAAAUCAGUUAAUUUAAACCUUAUUUAGUAAAAGUAUAUUUUUCUAAGUUUUGGAAAUGAUUAUUUAAUUCUGGACAAAUUCAGUUUCUAGAUUAUUUACCAGGUAGUCCCAACACCUCAGAAAAACUGAUCAAAACUAAACAUUACUUUAAAUGUUAUAUCAAUAUAUGUGUGUAUAUACAUACACAUGCGUAUAAAUAUAUAUACUGUAUAUUAUGUACAUUUAUUUUAAGCUACAGUACAUUUCCUAUUUUUCCAAGUUCAGCUAAAAAUGUCUCUAAAACACUACAAAGUUGGCUAACAACCAGUUAUGGCUAAUAAUGAAAGGCAUUGUAUCAAUGAACUUUACAUUUUAUUUUACGCAUUUGUACCAAUUUGUUACAUGUACAUAUGCAAUAAGAAAAGACUUAGAAAUGAUUGUGUUCAAUGACAGAUUUGAAAAAUCAGUGCACUGUUAACGAGCAGUGGCACUAGAAGGGUAAAGCUGAAUCCAGUACUCCACACGUUUCCUCUGCCACCACAGGGUUGUUCUCGAUAUUCAUUAUUGCAGUAAAACAAAAAAAAAAAAUCACAUACACGAAAAGAAACCCCCUCAGACAAGUUAACUUUGUGCAGUAUCUAGACUGUAGGCAUCUGCACUCACGAAUACAGACUCUCAAACAGUCAUGUAUAUAACUUGUAUAUAGACUGUUAUAGAUCACGGCGGCCAUUUAAGGCCUUCUCUAUUGAUGUACUUGUGUUUUCUCCAGUACAUUUGUAUCCAAGUCCACAACACACAGUUUUUCAGGAACUGUAGAGAUAAAAGCAAGAAAAUAUUUUUGUGUAAUAUUUCUUUUGGUACAUGGCUAUAAUUUAAGCAGCAGUAUUUUUGAAGAGUUUUGAGCAUUACUCAUGCAGGUUUCAAGGUAAGAAUUGCCCCAAAAAUUUUGAAAACAGUUUAAAUGUAACACUAGAGCUUUUGCUUUAGCUAGAAGACUGAAUGAAUAUCAAAAGCUGAAUUUUUGGUCACGCAGCUAAGCUAAUAGCAUUGUAAAAGUUAAAAUUUCAGUGGUGUGCAUAAUACUUAAUACUCCUUUAUACGUUUACUUUACAAAAAAACAAAUGGAGUGGUAGGAUUUGGGCUAGCAUUCAAGUAGUUACAUAAAACACAUGCAUAAUGUUUCCUUUCUAAUGCUGUUUCCUGUGCGUUGUGUGUUUCUUUACAUUGCUCCAUUGGAUUAACAAAAUACAUUGAUGCUUCUGCAAUGAGUAAGUCCAAAUCAGAACGUCACGUCACGCUGGAUACUUAUUCAGCAGGCUUCACUUGAAGGCGUAUCCACAAAGAGCACCAUGUACCCCCAGCAGCUUUUGGUACUGCGUAUGGAUAACCUUUUCAAGAGUUUUAGCGCACACCUGAAACCAAACUGUUCGGUGGCAAAAUCAGCGGGGUUGGGGAAGAUUAGACAUGGUUAUAACUUGCAGCAUUCCAGGGGCAGAUAGCCGAUUUUCUGUGGCAGACAGCGAAGGGCACACCACUUCUUUGCCUCAGCUGAAGCCACAAGCAAACGUGGCUAGAAGCGUGCGGGUUCAAGUGUCUCUGCCCAGCAGGUCCUCCUGAACACGCCGUCCCACGUUGCUUCCUUCCCAAAAGGACUUUCUUGAGUUCUAGUAAAAUGGCCUAGCUGUCUCUUCCGUGUUAUUGCUUAUGAAACGGCUACCCAUGUCGUGAAUAUUUUUGAAUAGAAACCUGUUCAAUUUCCACUUUUGUGGGGAGGUUCAGCCUUUUCAGACUUUCUGGGAAAAUUGCUGAAUUAUACAAAUGAAGUUACAAUAAAAAGAGGAACAAAGUUGAUUUGUAGCCUAGAUCGUAAACUUUAGAGUAUGGGAGAACAUAUUACACAACAAGAAAUAAAAGAACACUGACAAGCAGUGGAUUAAUUUUCCUAGAUUUUUUUAAUAUAUACAUAGAAUUGUGUUAACUUGUCUGAGUUUUCCUUUUGCAGACUUACAGAUAUUGAGGGAACAUCUCCAUUUACAUUUUUUUUGACUGCCCUAGACAGUCCUCUCAUGCUUACCAAGCAAUGGACUUGAUGAAAAAGGCUCUACAUUUUCCAGCCAGUAUUUGAGACCGGAUUCCCAGGCAUCACCCAGCUCCCCUGUCCCUCUUGCACAGCUGCUCAAGGCGAGAGCCCUAAGUUGUCCAGUUGUUAGAUAGAGCUGCACUAAGAGCACUGGGUGAGUAACGGAGAAGUCUUCUGUUUUCUGUUCAUUUUGCUGUUUAAUAUUUCCUUUGAAUGAGAGAGAUUUAUAUCUACCUCUCGUUCAGUUUUGCUGAAUAAUUGCAUCAGUUUACAGGGACAAAACAGCCCUAGACAGAGGGGGAGUCGGCAGGUCACGAUGUGCAAAGAGAAAUCCUUUAACAGCAACAAUUUAGUCUUUUGUGGGAUGGUGCCUUAUCUUCAAAGGCAGACGAAAGGGUUUGUUCAGCUUCUGGCUUUCAGAGGCUUGGGGCAUCACCUUGCGUUUAGGCUGCAAGGUGUAAUUUAGCUGCUUGGCAGCAAGGUGGCCGGGGCAUGCUGUUGCCACAGGAUCCUGCCCCGGUGGGCCUGGAAGAAGGACACCCCGCAGCUGCCCGGCGCAUGGCUCUCCCAAGGCAGGAGGGAUGGUGCAGAGGACUGAAAGGUGGCAGCAUCAGGUCUAUCUCUACUUGAAAUGUUACAUUCAUGAUUUGAUCAGCACAGACUCGAACUCAGUUAGGUGUUAUUCAAGUUCAGUUUCCAUGGCCAUGGGUAUAUUAGAAAGCCAUAUAUAUAUAUGAUAUGUACAUGUAUAAAUAGCUAUUUAUAAACCCCCCCACACAUGAGAAUUUUACACACACAUUUUCAUUACUGCACCUAUAUAGCUUGUUGGAAUAACAAUCUAAGCAUAAACAUGACCUUAAUGCACAACUAAUAUUAAGCUGUUUUAAAAAAAUGGCAACUUAAAGCUAUAUAAAAGAGUAAAUUAAGUGACCUUUCAACAGACAUUGUUCUAAGUCAGUCUUUAUCUUGCUGGCACAAUAAGCUGAAAUGGGAGGGAAGGGGGGGGAAAAUGUAGAAAAGGUUAUGGAUCUUGUAUAACCAGCCUAGAGACAACAGCAUUGCAUGGAGAUCCAUGAAACACAGCAGAAAGCAUCAGAACUAUGCUUGCUGCCAUUUUCCUUUUAACUGCACUAGAGAGACACUGAAGGAUGAUCAGUAAUACUUAGGUCAGACGUGGCUUUUAAGUAUUUUGGUCUCUGAGAAGGGAGGAGCUAAAAAUUUCAAGAACGUGAAAACACUUCAGAAGACUAUUCAAGCAGAAAUAAACCUAUAUGUAGGUUUUAUAACCUGCAAAUAAGAAGCAUUACAUAGCUGACUGUUUCUAAGUAACCGACAGUACUGCAUUGAGGAAAUGUCACAUAAACAUUAGUUAGACAAAGACAAAGUUAUCACAAUUUUGGUAUCAAAUUGGCAUUUCCCAAGUAGAGAGUUAACCAUAAAAUGUUAUUAUCCAUUUCCUUUAUAUUUGCCUUUUUAUUAGAAUUCAAGUGUGGAAUCACAUUCUUAAAACAGAGCAAGUUCCCAUUAAAGAGGAUUCGUGUGUCUCUGAUAUACAAUGAUAGGUUAAGUUUGUAGUAAUCUCUUGAAUUCAAGAUGAGUUCCAAAUUUAUUUUGGGUUUUGUAAGGCAGUUUACUUGACUGACUACUGAUACAGUGUCAUGAAAUAAGCUAGAGGUGUUACAAUAGCAAGAGAUUCAGUCCAAGAGUGGGCCUAAAUUAUGCCAGAAUGGUAGAGAAGAGGGAAGAAGCAGGCUGCUCAGGGAUUCAUGGCUCUCUAAUAAUUUUUGGACAGGUUGUGUAUAUAUUACUUUGGAGAUUCAAGUUCAGUUUUCUAGGAGCAGAUCCACUCCUCAGCAAAAUCAUUGCCAGACCUGUCAACUGUUUGCACCUUCUAAACAAAAAGGCCAAAGACUAAAUAGGGGCCAUUGGGGACUGAGCUUAAGCUCAACUUGGGGCACAUACUCAGCAGAAGGGCAUUUUGUCUGCAGUUUGUGCAAGCUAGUUGUACAGUUAAAGAGUGGUCUUAGCUCUCAACAUUUCAUAAUCAAGAUAUUCACUCUCACUCGAUAAAACAGAACCACCGUGGUGUAUUUUAGAUACCUUCUUGUCUUUGCAGCCUUAGGGGAAAAAUUUUCCUUAGCAUUACCAAACGUUGUCACUGCUCAAAUCAAUUUAUUACUAUCACCUCAUCAACUUUUCUUUCAUUCCUCGUUCAGCAUCUUCAGCCCGUCCCUUAAUUCUCUUCUGGAGGCUCCUGCUAGGCUUCUUUUGUCUGAUUGCUUUUUGAGAAGGAAAAUGUAAUCUUCAUGUUGACUGAAUGCCAAGUAAUGCAGUGAUUAAAAAGUAGCUUAAAACAUAA
Messenger RNA from Struthio camelus australis, 7595 nucleotides. Lineage: Eukaryota; Metazoa; Chordata; Aves; Struthioniformes; Struthionidae. The record is from RefSeq and is a predicted model, not a curated record.